Messenger RNA from Saprolegnia diclina VS20, 624 nucleotides. RefSeq lists its product as hypothetical. The record is from RefSeq and is a predicted model, not a curated record. Lineage: Eukaryota; Oomycota; Saprolegniomycetes; Saprolegniales; Saprolegniaceae. Bases 1 to 624 code for a protein of 207 amino acids. The transcript is spliced from 2 exons.
AUGCACCUCCAAGGCGUGAUUGUCGACAACAACGCUACGCACGGCCCCGAGAAGACACUGGCGUCUUUUGACGGCAUCUUUGACACUAUUUUGGUCAAGGCGCGCAAGGCCAAGCCGCCGCUCGCCACGCAAGUGCCACACUUCGAAUAUGCCGUCAUCUACGGUAGCGGUGUCUUCACCCCCGAUGAGCUUCGACUCUUGACCAGCGACGACAAGGAGGCGUCGGACCUCGGAGGUGUGUGGCGGCGACCAUCGAGCCACGCAGCGGGCCUCGCCGAGGUGGACCGCUACGUGGACCAUGCGGCGCUCUCGUGUGUGAUGGACACCAAGUACCUUGUCAACUCCAUGCAGUUGAAGCCAUCUGAGCUCAAGAGUGGCCUCCGCACGCUUGAAUCGUCGCUCAAGGCCGGGCUUCAGCAGCGACAAGAGCGCUGGGACGCGGCCAACAGCGUCGUUGCCAAGUUUGAAGCGCACCGUCCGAGCAUGCUUCGCUUUGCGCAAAGUGUCGCCGAGGGUCAAAAAGCCGCGCAGCUGCUCGGGACGACACUGAGCUUAGCCAAGCAAUCGAAGCUGCUUGGCUUAGACAUGAAUAACGUCCUAUGUUUCAUGACAGUACUAUUGUAG